GCCAGGCGAGAUCUGCCAGUAGAGACCCGGUCCAGCCACCGGACAAAGGGUUGAGGAGGGGCUGGACGAAGCACUGGAGUCCGAUUGAGGUCAUUGAGCGACUCUGGUCAGACCAAGGGGAAUGCAGAGGAGACACGGAGUCGGCGGGCCAAGAGGACGAUCCGGCCGCAGCACUCAGGGCAGGCGGCGAUGGGGGCUGCCCGCGCCGUGCGCUUUCUGCUCCUGCUGGGCGGCUGCCUCACGCUCCCGCCUCCCGCCGAGCCCGUGUGCCCCGAGCGCUGCGACUGCCAGCACCCCCAGCACCUCCUGUGCACCAACAGGGGACUCCGCGCCGUGCCCAAGACUAGCUCGCUGCCGAGCCCCCAGGAGGUGCUCACCUAUAGCCUGGGCGGCAACUUUAUAACCAACAUCACGGCCUUUGACUUCCACCGCCUGGGACAGCUUCGACGGCUGGACCUGCAGUACAAUCAGAUCCGCUCUUUACACCCCAAGACUUUUGAGAAGCUUUCGCGGCUGGAGGAGCUCUACCUGGGGAACAACCUCCUGCAGGUGCUCGCUCCGGGCACGCUGGCCCCGCUGCACAAGCUGCGCAUCCUCUAUGCAAAUGGGAACGAGAUAGGUCGUCUAAAUCGCGGUUCCUUUGAGGGCUUGGAAAGUCUAGUCAAGCUGAGGCUGGACGGGAACGCCCUGGGGGCGCUACCUGACGCUGUCUUCGCCCCUCUAGGCAACCUGCUUUACUUACACCUAGAAUCCAACCGGAUUCGCUUUCUGGGCAAGAACGCCUUUGCCCAUCUGGGCAAACUGCGCUUCCUCAACCUCUCUGCCAAUGAGCUACAGCCCUCACUGCGCCAUGCAGCCACCUUCGCACCCCUGCGCUCGCUCUCCACCCUCAUCCUGUCCUCCAACAGCCUACAGCACCUCGGCCCACGUGUCUUCCAGCACCUGCCCCGCCUCGGCCUGCUGUCUCUCAGGGGCAACCAGCUCUCGCAUCUAGCCCCUGAGACCUUUUGGGGUCUGGAAGCCCUGCGCGAGCUGAACCUAGAGGGCAACCGGCUGAAUGAGCUGCCGGCGGCACUGUUGGAGCCGCUGCACAGCUUGGAGGCUCUGGACCUGAGCAGCAACGAGCUGUCCGCCCUGCACCCCGCUACCUUCGGCCACCUGGGCCGCCUGCGCGAGCUCAGCCUGCGUGACAACGCGCUCAGCGCCCUCUCCGGGGAGAUCUUCGCCGCCAGCCCGGCCCUCUACCGGCUGGAUCUAGACGGCAAUGGCUGGACCUGCGACUGCCGGCUGCGUGGACUGAAGCGCUGGAUGGGAAACUGGCACUCGCAGGGCCGGCUCCUCACCGUCUUCGUGCAGUGUCGCCACCCUCCGGCCCUUCGGGGCAAGUACCUGGAUUACCUGGACGACCAGCAGCUACAAAACGGAUCUUGCAAGGAUGCCUCUCCCUCCGUUUCCCCCACCGGCGACCAUAGGCGGGCCCUACCCACAGCAGCAGGGGAGGAGAUGGAGCCCCCAGCAGCCAGCCUCGCCCAGGAAUUGCCGCUCCAGGGGCAGUUACAACCACCAGAGAAGGGGCGCAUUCUGCCUGGGGUGACCUGGGAUGGGACCAUCAGGGAGCUCAUCAGCAACCGCAGUGUACUGAGGUUGAGCCGACGGGGCCCCGGCUUCCUACAGCCAGGUCUCUCCGCCACCGCUGCUACAGGCCCGGUGCCACAGCUGCUAGACGACAGGGGGCGCCCGGUCCCUGCUCUCGCGGAGCCCACCCCGACGACGGCGUCUGGAUCCGCUUCUCCUCCAGCCAGCGACCCCUGGCAGCGCGCGGCGAAGCAGAGCCUGACCGCAGAGGAGCAGGAGCACGUCGCCCAGUCCUAUGGCAGGGUCGGCCUGCCCCCGCUGGUGUCCGACCCUUGCGACUUCAACAAGUUCAUCCUGUGCAACCUGACGGUGGAGGCGGUGGGCGCGCACAGUGCCUCGGUGCGCUGGGCGGUGCGCGAGCACCGCAGCCCCCGGCCGCUGGGAGGCGCGCGCUUCCGCCUGCUCUUCGACCGCUUUGGCCAACAGCCCAAGUUCCACCGCUUCGUCUACCUGCCUGAGCGCAGCGACUCGGCCACGCUGCGGGAACUGCGCGGGGACACGCCGUACCUCGUGUGCGUGGAGGGUGUCCUCGGGGGCCGGGUCUGUCCUGUCGCUCCUCGGGACCACUGCGCCGGGCUGGUCACGCUGCCGGAACCAGGGAGCCAGGGCAGUGUAGACUAUCAGCUGCUGACCUUGGUCUUGCUGGCCGUCAAUGCGCUGCUCGUGCUCUUGGCUUUGGCAGCCUGGGCAUUUCGCUGGCUGCGGAGGAAGCUGCGGGCCAGGCGGAAAGGCGGGGCCCCGGUGCACGUCCGCCACAUGUACUCCACCCGACGGCCCCUGCGCUCCAUGGGCACCGGUGUGUCUGCAGACUUCACAGGAUUCCAGUCGCACCGGCCACGCACCACCGUGUGCGCGCUCAGCGAGGCGGACCUCAUCGAGUUCCCCUGUGACCGCUUCAUGGACAGCACGGGCGGUGGCACAGGUGGCAGCCUGAGACGAGAGGACCAUCUUCUGCAGCGCUUUGCAGAUUAG
Elephantulus edwardii (Cape elephant shrew) is the source of this 2607-nucleotide messenger RNA. RefSeq names its product TLR4 interactor with leucine-rich repeats (gene TRIL). Lineage: Eukaryota; Metazoa; Chordata; Mammalia; Macroscelidea; Macroscelididae. The record is from RefSeq and is a predicted model, not a curated record. Gene Ontology annotation, cellular component: plasma membrane; glutamatergic synapse; postsynaptic density membrane. The transcript has a single exon. Gene Ontology annotation, molecular function: cell-cell adhesion mediator activity. Gene Ontology annotation, biological process: regulation of axonogenesis; synaptic membrane adhesion; modulation of chemical synaptic transmission. Bases 190 to 2607 code for a protein of 805 amino acids.